GAGUUGACUGCCAGCAAGCAAUUAGCAUGGCUGAGAAGUAUCAUAUCAGUACUGGACCAACAGGAAAUUAAGCACACUUUCAUUAGCCUUCUGCACAGCUUAAUUGGUUUGUGCUUCAGACUUUCAGCUUCAAGUCCACUCAACCCAGCAGAAACUUUGCAAUUGCUGAACUUCUAGGAUAUGGUUUCCUCCAUAAAUCCCAUUCCUACGAGCGUCAAGAAGCUAUGGGAAAGGUGGAACCUCCGGGGCUUUAUCCUCUUAAGCCUCACAUUGCAGACCAUUUUAAUUCUUGGUGCACCCUUCAGAAAGCGAGCACCCAACAUGGCAAUAAUCUUCACCAUCUGGUCAUCUUAUUUGCUGGCUGACUGGGCUGCUAACUUUGCAAUUGGGUUAAUCUCAAACAGCCAAGGCAAUGCUCGAGGUACAGGCGAUAACAAUGAGGAUCUUUUGGCAUUUUGGGCUCCAUUUCUCUUGUUACACCUUGGUGGUCCAGACACCAUUACUGCGUUUGCUCUUGAAGAUAACACGCUGUGGCUAAGGCAUUUUCUUGGCCUCAUAUUCCAAGUUAUAGCUGCCAUAUAUGUCUUCAUUCAAUCAUUUCCCACCAACAAGCUGUGGCCAUCAACAAUCCUCCUGUUUCUGGCAGGAACCAUCAAGUAUGCUGAGCGCACACGCGGUUUGUAUCUUGCAAGCUUGGACAAUUUCAAGGAAUCCAUGCUUAAAACACCUGACCCUGGACCCAAUUAUGCAAAGCUCAUGGAGGAGUACUCCUCAAAAAAAGAAGCCAAACUUCCAACUCAUAUAGAGUUGACAGCAGAACGCAGCAAAGAAUCCAGGACAGUAACUUAUGUUGCGGAAGCAGGUGAUAUGGAGAAUGAUAUUGCAAUGGUGCGACAUGCUUACCACUUCUAUAAAAUCUUCAGGGGUCUUAUUGUGGAUCUCAUUUUUAGCUUCCACGAACGCUUUGAGAGCCGUGCAUUUUUCCAAGAAAGAGAGGCAAAAGAUGCUUUUAGAUUGAUUGCAAUUGAGCUCAACUUUGUAUAUGAAGCUCUCUUCACCAAGGCUGUUGUGGUGCAUUCUACGCAAGGAUGCAUUUUCCGGGCUAUAUCCUUCACUGCGGUUUCCAUAGCCCUUGGUUUCUUCUAUAAACUAGAGAAACACGAUUACCAUAAGUUUGAUGUUGGAAUUACCUAUACCCUGCUUUUUGGUGCUUUAGGCCUGGAUUCAAUAGCUCUUUUCAUGCUUAUAUUCUCUGAUUGGACUGUCGCAGCUCUGACAAAAUCUUGGCAAAAAUCUUUUGUCGCUACUAUUCUAAAAAAGUACCUCAGUUUCAAGAGACCAAAUUGGUCUAAAAAUACAAGUUGUUUGGACUGGAUUAGACAAAUCCUGUUUCGAAGGUGGUAUGAAUCCAUCUCUACAUUCAACUUGAUAGAUUACUCCCUCAAGGAACGCGAAAAAAUGUUUCCUAAUAUUUUUGACUACCCUGGCAUUGCCUACAUUAAAAUCAUCGAUCUCUUGGGCCUCAAGGAUCUUCGAGAUAAAAUGAAAUAUAGGCACAGCACGCCACUCACUAAAGUGUUAUGGGAAUUCAUUUUUAAGGAGUUGCAAAGUAAAUCCAGGCUUGCAGAUGAUCCUGAAACAGCCAAGAGAAUAUAUUCGGCAAGAGGUGACUGGGUUCUCCAGGAUAGUGAUUGGAAUAAUACUGAACACAGUACCUUACUACGAUAUAUUGUUGAAGUUGAUUAUGAUCAGAGCAUUCUAUUGUGGCACAUUGCUACUGAGUUCUGCUAUAACAUGGAGCUGAGCGAUGUAGAUGGCCGUAAAAUCAGUAAGGCCCUGUCGGAUUAUAUGUUAUAUCUCUUAGUUAUGCAGCCCACUUUGACGUCUUCUGUAGCAGGAAUUGGACAAAUUAGAUUUCGGGAUACGUGUGCAGAAGCCAAAAAAUUCUUUAGCAGAAGAGAACUAGGGUCAGGAAGAUCAGGUGGAGAUGAACAACUAGAGGCCUGUCAGAGAAUCCUUGAGGUGAAUACCGAAGUUGAACCUGUUGCUGUCAAAGGGGAUAGAAGUAAAUCCGUUCUGUUUGAUGCAUGUAUUUUGGCCAAAAAAUUGAUGGAGAAGGAACAGAAAUGGGAGCUAAUGAGUAAAGUAUGGGUGGAACUACUCUCAUAUACUGCCGGUCAUUGCAGAGCAAAUGACCAUGUUCAAUUGCUGAGCAAAGGUGGAGAGCUUGUCACUUUUGUUUGGUUAUUGAUGGCUCAUUUUGGCAUAGGGGAGCAGUUCCAAAUAAAUGAGGGCCAUGCUAGAGCAAAACUCAUUGUGGGGAAGUAAAUGGCAAUUUGUAUUGGAUAGAACUAUUUGAAGUUAAUCUUAAUUAUGAUAUGAAUCUUUUUUCUCAUGAGACAUUUGUACUGAAUCCUAAUAAGUGAAUGAAAUAUUACUGAAUCCUAAAUAAAAAUACACUUGUUGUCUUA
Prunus mume (Japanese apricot) is the source of this 2471-nucleotide messenger RNA. RefSeq lists its product as uncharacterized. NCBI's taxonomy places the organism in Eukaryota, Viridiplantae, Streptophyta, Magnoliopsida, Rosales, Rosaceae. The record is from RefSeq and is a predicted model, not a curated record.